Molecule: messenger RNA, 2061 nt
Organism: Pseudozyma flocculosa PF-1
Lineage: Eukaryota; Fungi; Basidiomycota; Ustilaginomycetes; Ustilaginales; Ustilaginaceae
Exons: 2
Coding region: 1-2061 (686 amino acids)
Source: RefSeq, a predicted model, not a curated record
AUGGCGCAAUCCGGGGCUCAGCCAGGAAAGCGAAGGGUCAUGGGCCGCAUGGACAUUGGCUCCUCGGACUCUCCUUCGUCGACGCUGACCCCAUCCGCCACCCGACCCAGGAUGCUUCGGACGGCGCCCGGCUCAGCCGCCUCGUCGUCCUUUUCCACACCCACCGCCACAUCGGCGCGCACACCGACCAUGUCAGGCCGGGCAAAGGUCGACAUGUCGGCCUACGCCAGCUCUCCCUCGAUCGCGUCGACGCCCACCGCCGCCGGCAACAGCGCAAUGUCGCCGCCGCUCACGCGCAAUGCGAGCUACACUUCGGCACGGGCGCACGGCAUCACCUCGCCGUCCAUCGGCGGUGCCUCGGCUUCCGGGCCUGUGGCGAGGCCAUCGACGUCGGCCGGCGUAGCCGUGCGCGCGUCCAGCAUCAUCUCGUCUCCCGAGUCGCGCGGCGAGGACCAGUCGUUUGUCUCGCUGCGGUCGCACAAGGCUCGGGGCCACAACCGCAGCAUCGACCUUGGCUCGCACGCGUCCCUGCCGCCUUCGCCCAGCUUGUCCGGUCGCCCCGACGCAACCUUGUCCAACGGUCCGACGUCGUUUCGAGCCCCGCUCCCUCGCGCCCAGACGGUCAUCAAUGUGCGGGCCAGCGCGGCGCCAACGCCUCCGAGGAGCCGCACUCCGUCGCCCUCGAACCUGGAACCAGGGCGCUUUCCGGAUCGCAGUGGACAAUCGCUUGCACCCGCCUACGAGAGUCCUCAGGAGCUGCAUGAAGCUUCCGGGCCAACGACGGCGUCCUCGUCGCUCAGCACCUCGCCGCGCUUUCUCGAGGCGCCGCUGCGCGAAGGUGGCGCCCCUCUGCUUCGGCGACGGAGCUCCCUGGCCAGCGCCACUAGCAGCACCGCCCAGAGAUCAUCGCCGGCCGUCGGCGACGCAAAGGGGGCAGCCACCAGCUCCACCGUCGGCCGGUCGCACGCGAGGUCGAACAGCGCCUUCCAGAGACCUUCGAUACCCAAGCCGAUCGCCACGUCGCAGCCUGCCUUUGCGUCCAGCAGCGGCCCUGCGUCGCCGCGGACCUCGGCCCCUCCGCCGCUGCUAAACCGGGCCAGCUUUGCGAGCAGCGUCGGAUCAUCCCACGAUGCCAAUUCGGGCCUGCGGUCGCCCACGUCGGAGGUGUCGAGCAUCUCUGCCGCCGUGCUGGCAGAGGCCGAAGGCGCCCGAAACAAUCGCAAGCUGCUGGACCUCGAGAUCACCAACAAGAGCCUCAUGGCGAUCAAUGCAGCGCUCGAGGCGACCAAGCUCAAGCAGGCGCGCGAGAUCCGCGAGCUGAAGCGGAGGCUGCGCGAGGGCCGCGGUGCGACCAUGGGGCCGGACGAGAUCGCCGCGCAGCUGGCCAGCAGCCUGAGCGACGACGACGACGAGGGCGACUACUUUGAGGAUGCCGACGACGAUGGCGAGGAGGACGCCGAGCUCGAGGCCGCGCACCAGCGAUGCAAGACGCUGAUCGACAGCAUGGUCAGCCGAGCUCGGCAGGCCAUCCUGAGCAAGUACGUGCACGAGGACGCGGGGCUGGGGGGCAAGGUGCUGCACCCGCUCGAGCUCGAGCAGAUGCGUCGGGAAGCCGAGGGAGAGCGGGCGGAUGAGCAGGACGAGGAGGCAGACCUGGAGGGCGAGGGCGAGGGCGUCGGCGACGUGACGGACCAGACGUACGGAGACGUCUCGGCCAUGUCGUCUCGCGCAACGACGCCGCAACAUCCCACGCACGCCGGCGAGGACGGCGACGGCGGUGGCGUCGAGGCUGACACCAGGCCCAAUACGUCCGGCGAAGCAGACGACGCAGACGACGCAGACGAGAGUCGGGAUGGAUCCGACGCGAGCAGAGACGAAUCCCUGUCGCAGACGACGCCAGAGAUUGAGGUGGACUCGAGCUUCGUCAGCGAAGACGACGAGGGCGCCGGAGCGAGCCCCGGCAAGGGCUUGCACGGCAUGACGAGGACCUUCCCGCUCGAGUCUUCGCCGUCGAGGCCCGCCGCCGUCGAACAGGGGCACGGCGACGUCUCGAUCGACUGA